Messenger RNA from Harpegnathos saltator (Jerdon's jumping ant), 4325 nucleotides. It is a transcript of the gene Unr, whose product is annotated as cold shock domain-containing Unr. The transcript is spliced from 10 exons. Bases 149 to 2812 code for a protein of 887 amino acids. Gene Ontology annotation, molecular function: nucleic acid binding. The record is from RefSeq and is a predicted model, not a curated record. NCBI's taxonomy places the organism in Eukaryota, Metazoa, Arthropoda, Insecta, Hymenoptera, Formicidae.
AUAUACAUAUAUAUAUUGUGGUGAAACAGAAGUGUAAACAUAAAAAGGAAUUAAGUAAUUCUUUCAAGAGAAGAAAAUCUAAAUUAUACGUAAAUAUUAUACACAUAUAACAUAUACACAUACAAGCACUGCGCAAAUUGAGAAGACAAUGUCCAGCAAUCCUCAGUGGAAAACGUUCCAGCCGCCAAUCAUGAACUCUGACCCAGCAAUACUUGACUAUAAGUCUAUGGCUAUACCAAGUCCUAAAGCCAUAACGGGAUCUCAUCAGUCGACGACUAACAACUAUCGAAAUGGUACCAACUACAGUGGUGAUCACUAUAUGGGUUCACCUCCUGAAUGCGGUAAAAAUUCUACUACUACUAACUAUGGAAGUUAUCCUGGUGCACAAACAUCACCACGCAACGGCGCCACAAGAUUUCCAUUUGAAUUCACGAGCAUGGAGACGAAUGCUGGUUACACUGGCGAACCUGCGGCAAAUAAUCCUUCCUAUCAGGAUCAGUCUGCGAAUCAAGGGACACGAGAAACUGGAAUAAUCGAGAAAUUAUUGCAUUCUUAUGGGUUCAUACAAUGCUGUGAAAGACAGGCAAGACUGUUUUUUCAUUUUAGCCAAUUUAGUGGUAACAUAGAGCAUUUGAAGAUUGGAGAUCCAGUGGAGUUUGAAAUGACUUACGAUCGGCGAACAGGCAAGCCUAUUGCUAGUACUGUUAGCAAGAUCGCUCCAGUGGCAUUAGGUGAUCAACGAUGCAUCGGUAAUGUAACAACGGAAUUACAAGCGAGCGGUGACUCACAAGGACGUAUCAGUUAUGAAAAUCGAGGAGAAUGCUUUUUUCUGCCAUAUACCAAAGAUGAUGUCGAAGGGAACGUCACUUUGCGUGCUGGUGAUAAAGUGUCAUUUCAAAUUGCUACCAAUCAACGAGGAAACUUGGGCGCGUGUCACGUAAGGCUGGAGAAUCCAGCACAUCCGGUUCGUUAUCGCGGAGUGGUGUGUUCAAUGAAAGAAAAUUUUGGUUUUAUUGAGCGUGCCGACGUAGUUAAGGAGAUAUUCUUCCACUUUAGUGAGGCCAAGUCAAUGAAAGAGGAACUUAGGCUAGGAGAUGAUGUGGAAUUUAUAAUACAGACACGCAAUGGAAAAGAGGUAGCUUGUAACAUUACAAAGUUACCACCCGGCUCAAUCGUAUUUGAAGAAGUCAGCAAUGAAGUGGUGAAAGGACAAGUGUUAAAACCGUUAGAGAGAGGUACCGCAGCUCGUCAUCAAAAUGACCCGUUACCUGGACGUAUCCGAUAUAGAGACAGUGAAGAUCAUUCUGAAGUUGAGGUACCUUUUGGUGAUAAGGAUCAGAAGGGAGAUUUUACACUUAGGCAUGGAGACUGGGUUCAGUUUCGUAUUGCAACAGACACGAGAGAUCAGCUCAAAAGAGCUACAGAGAUAUUAUUAUUACCAGAAUCUUUCACUGUGUCUGGGGAAAGACGGGAGCAAGGUAUUAUCGCCGCUCUUAAGGACGGAUUUGGCUUUAUUCGUUGUGUAGAUCGAGAUGCGAGACUUUUCUUUCACUUUAACGAGGUUCUCGAUGUUGAUAGAGAAAUUAGUGUAGGGGAUGAAGUUGAAUUUACGAUCAUACAAGACCCUUCAUCAUCAUUCUCGAAUAAUCGACAAAGUGCUAUUAGGCUGAAACAUUUGCCAGCUGGUACCGUACAAUUUGAAACUAUUAUAGAGACGGAUAUAUUAGGUACUGUAAUACAGGACACAAGUUCAGUCGAACCUGGCCUUAUUGGUUAUGGCCAGCAGAAGAGCAUUAUUUUCUUCGCUAAAGAUUGCGACCCUAAAAAUAUCCCGAAAUUGAAUGAUAAGGUGAUGUUCAGUGUUUGUCAAGUAAAACGAAAUAAAGAACUUGUUGCUGUUGACAUAUUUUUAAUAAAUGCUGCUGGUGAGAAAAUUCAAAAUACAAACAAAAAAUCAAAUGGACAAGUUUGUCAAGGUUUUAUUGCUGCUCUUAAGGACGGAUUUGGCUUUAUUGAGACAGUAAAUCACGAUAAAGAAAUAUUUUUCCACUACAGUAACUUUGAAGGAGAUGCCAGUGCGUUGGAAUUGGGAGCUGAUAUCGAAUGUACAAUUAGUAGUUCUGGCAAUGGAAGAGGUUCUGGAGGUUGCGUAGCCGCCGAUCAUGUUAAAUUGGUGCCUCGUGGAAGUAUUCCUAGGCCGACACCAGUUAGCGAAGUGCUCGAUGGCACUGUCAUACGACCAUUGCGAAGCGCGAAUCCCGAGCAGACUGAGUACGCCGGCCUGAUAAAGAUCAAUCCUACUAACGAAGACGAGGAGACGCAGGAAUAUGAAUUCGGAAUUAUGGGUUUGUCUAACAAACGGGAGUUAUUGCAAGCUGGUGAUCCUGUGCAACUGCAAGUAGAUUCAGCCGGCCAUGCGUGUAAUAUCGUAGCCGUCAGAAAAAAGAGAAGAGCGACCGUGGACGCUGUGAAGGGCCCCUUCGGCUUCCUGGCCUAUGAAGUCGAUGAGGGCAAAAAAUUAUUCUUCCACAUAAGUGAGGUUAGAGAUCACGCCACGUUGCAACCAGGUGACUCGGUUGAAUUCGUCUUGGUUACUAAUCAACGCACCGGCAAAUCUUCGGCGUGCAACGUAACUCGAUUAAGCGAUGCGGUCCAGCAACGACCUGAGCGUCUGAUAAGUCGAUUACGUACUAUAUCUAUGGAAGAUACAGGCCCAAAAUUGACAGUAGUCAGGCAACCGAGAGGGCCCGAUGGUACGCGCGGCUUUAGCCAAGAAAGAUGCCAGCACACUCCUGGUGCCAUAGAGGAGUAAUUCGCCAUUGAGACGGGGUUAUCGAUUAUCCAAAUUGUAAUCUAUAUUAUUUGUUUUUAGUCCGUACACUUCAAUACCGAAAUUAUUAUUGUAAGCAUGAUCGUAAACGUUUGCCAAAUUCAGACUAAUGUGACAAAAAAUAAUUAUAACGGUAAUAAUCAGUGAAACUGGAUGGUGAACGAGGGCCGAAAGAGUAUAAGAGUAAAGGGAAAAAGAAAGAAAAUUAAAAAAGAACAACGACUCAUUUUAUCAUCUCAUUAAAGGGAGAAAACGAACAGGAAGUUUGUUUAAUAUUCGAAUAUAACGUUAAGACUUACUUCAAUACGCUCUCUUUGAUUAAUUUUUCCGCAUAUUCAUAAAUUUACUGCUAAACUCGUCUAUUCGAUGUUACUUUUCUGAAAUAAUCAAUAGUUUUCAGGAAUCAUUGAAAAAUUUUUGAUUAGUAUACUCCUUUGAUAGAAAUUUGGCCAAUACAUCAAUUUAUUCGGUUCAAAGUGCAGAACGCAGAAUGCAGAAAUAGAUCCCCAGAUUAUAUAGAAGUUUGGACCGCUGACAACCUGCCUGUUUGUAUGUUCUAAUGAUGACGCUCUGUCUGUCUUUAUUAAAAAAAAUAUAUAUAUACCUACACGUUGAUACACAAUUUUUAUUUAUAUAGUUUCCUUCGAAUUACUAACGUUUUACCUUGUAUACACACACAGACAUACACACAUACAUAAUACGCAAUAUGAAUUUACGACAGAUGAAUAACAGAGAAACAGGAAAUGAGAUUAUAUGCAAGCGCAGGUGUUGACUAUACGCGAUAUCGAUCAACGGUAAAAUCGAGGAAAAGUUUGUGCGCUGCAGAUACUUCACUGAAAAAAAAUUGAAUGUAUAAUAAUAAUUUUAUCGCGUUAGAAGCGGAGCGUUCCGUUACAAUGAAUUAUGAUACCGAGUCCACUCCGUUGAAGAUACGUCUAUGAAUUUAUAAAAAUGAAAAGGUAAAAAAAAAAAGAAGUUAUAACUGGCCAACUAUGUUUGUCUUAGAUAAUAUAUUAUAUAUAAAUAUAUAUGUACACACAUGUCGUUAAGUUCCUGAUGCAGUCUCGUGUUGUCGAAAUCAAAUUAGUAUUACGGAUUCUGUGGACAUGCAACGGUGAAAAUUACAAAAAAAAAAAAGAAAAACAAAGAAAAAAGAACUAUCUAUGUAAGGAACAAGUGGUUCACGUUUUAUAAGUUUUGCCAUCUGUGAGUGAUAAAUGAGGUAUACACGUGGCAUUAUCGUAGAGGUAUGUGAGUGAGAGUGAGAGUGAGAGUGUGAGAGAGAGAGAAAGAGAGAGAGAGAGAGAGAAAGAAGUAACAUAAAAUAACGUAAAGUACAUAACACAAGCACGAUACAAACCAAGCGCUUGUUGCAAAAGGAAGAAAAAGAAAAAAAAACACUCAUGGAUCCAACACAUCAUGUGCAUACAUAUUGUAAAAUUAUUGACGAAUAAACAGUGGAAGCAUCGAAAUAUAUGUACUACUUUCCACGAGA